This is a messenger RNA of Manihot esculenta (cassava), 1032 nucleotides long. RefSeq names its product zinc finger BED domain-containing protein RICESLEEPER 1-like. The record is from RefSeq and is a predicted model, not a curated record. Bases 1 to 1032 code for a protein of 343 amino acids. NCBI's taxonomy places the organism in Eukaryota, Viridiplantae, Streptophyta, Magnoliopsida, Malpighiales, Euphorbiaceae. The transcript has 2 exons.
AUGGACUCGGGUCUCCGGCUCUUCCUCUUCUCCGGCUCUUCUUUCCCUUUCCCUGGCGCCGCGGCUGCUGGUUUGAAGGCGAUCAGGGUGAAGGCAGAAUGUAUUCAUUGCAAGCACCAACUUGGAGUGUGCAAAACUGGUGCCACAACACUCUUGCUUAGACAUUUAAAUAGUUGCCUAAGAAGGAAGGUGAACUUGAAAGGGCAACAACAACUCAACAUCACACCAACCAUAGCUGAGACAAAAAGUGUGACUUCUGUGCAAAAAUUUAAAUAUGACCAUGCAAAAGUAAGAGAAGUCAUUGCUCAUAUGAUUCUUGUUCAUGAGUUGUCAUUCCGCUUUGUAGAGUAUGAGAUCUUCAAUUUGUUAAUGAGAACUGCAACUCCGUAUUAUCAGAAGGUUAGUCGUGCAACUGCAAGAAAAGAUUAUUUUUCUGCGUAUGAAAUUGAGAAGAUGAAAGUGAAAGUAUUACUGAAGGACACUGAUAAGGUUAGUGUGACCAUAGAUUUAUGGAAGUCUAAGCAGCAAAUUUCAUACAUGGUUGUUACUGCCCAUUUUGUGAACUCUGAAUGGAAGUUACAAAAAUGUACUUUGAAUUUUUGUGAUAUCCCAUCACCUCAUACAGGUGUUGUUAUAUGUGAUGUGCUACAAAAAUGCUUAGUUAAAUGGGGCAUCGAAGAUAAGGUAUGGACUAUUAGUGUUGAUAAUGCCAGUUAUAAUGAUGUAGCUAUUAGGAUGUUGAAGGAUAAUCUUGUUUACAACAAUAGUCUUGCACUUUAUGGUAAAUUAUUUCAUGUGAGAUGUUGUGCACAUAUUUUGAAUUUAUUGGUACAAGAUGGUUUGUCUGAGAUUGUAGAUAUAAUUAAAAAUGUGCGUGAAAGUGUAAAAUAUCUUGUUGCUUCUGAGUCUUGCCGUUUAAUUUUUAGUGAAAUUGCAAAGCAAUUGAAAUUACCUUCCAAGAAACUUCUUUUAGAUUGUGGCACAAGGUGGAAUGCAACUUAUUUCAUGCUAUCAGCUGCUUUGGAGUUUUAA